Molecule: messenger RNA, 2850 nt
Organism: Bathycoccus prasinos
Lineage: Eukaryota; Viridiplantae; Chlorophyta; Mamiellophyceae; Mamiellales; Bathycoccaceae
Exons: 1
Coding region: 1-2850 (949 amino acids)
Biological process (GO): DNA topological change
Cellular component (GO): nucleus
Molecular function (GO): DNA topoisomerase type I (single strand cut, ATP-independent) activity; DNA binding
Source: RefSeq, a predicted model, not a curated record
AUGGGCGACGACGAAGAAGACAAAGGAGGAUCAGGAGAGCGAGGAGUGUUUACGUGUUUACACGUGGCGGAGAAACCGUCUCUGGCGAAAUCUAUCGCGCAGCUUUUAUCGUCGUCGUCCUCGUCGUCUUUGGAUGAUUGCGAUGAGAAGAGUUCGUUGGGGAACAAAAGAGGCACAGGAUUAAAAACGAAGAAAACAACCGUCGGUUCGAUCGAGAUACACGAGUUUUACCGACCGUUUUUACGGAAGAAAUGUUUGCAUCGAUUCACCUCCGUCGCCGGGCACGUGUGCUCGAUCGAUUUUCCGGACAAAUUUCAAGACUGGGACCUCGAUCCGAAACUGUUGUUCGAUUGCAAGACGGAAAAGAAAGUCACCGCUGGGAGAAUACGAGGGAGUUUAGAACGAGAAGCGAGAACGUGCGACGCGCUGGUGUUGUGGUUAGAUUGCGAUCGAGAAGGGGAGAACAUAUGUUUUGAAGUCAUGGACGCGGUCGUGCCUCGCAUGAGAGGAGGAGGAGGAAGGUAUGAGAAUGUUUACCGGGCAAAGUUUAGCGCGAUAUCGAAACCGAGCGUAGAAAACGCGAUGAAAAAUUUAACGAAACCGAAUAAGAACGAAAGCGACGCGGUGGACGCGAGGCAAGAACUGGAUUUGAAAAUGGGCGUCGCGUUCACGCGGUUUCAGACGAAGUAUUUUCAGGAUAAGUUUAGCGGGUUUGAUUCGAGGUGCGUGAGUUACGGGCCGUGUCAAACGCCGACGCUUGGAUUUUGCGUGAAGAGACAUUUGGAGAUUAUACGGUUCGUCCCGGAGAGUUUUUGGCGGUUAAAGUUGAAUUUACCAACAGUUGCGGCGGCGAGUUUAAAACAAAGCGAUGAUGACGUCGUCAUCGUCGACGACGAUAACGGAAUGGCGACGAAGACGACGAGUUACGAAAUAGCCGAAUGGAAGUGGCAUCGCGAACGCGUUUUCGACGAAUCGAGCGCGAUAUCUUUAGAAGCGUUGUGUUCGGAUUUUCUGAAAAAGAAGGACAAGAAAGGCACAUUGGUCGGUACGAUCCGUUCGAAGCAAUCGAAACGGCCUCCGCCAGGCAUGAAUACGGUUGAAAUGUUGAAAACGUGUUCGAAAAUGGGCAUCGGCGCGCACCGAGCGAUGCAAAUCGCCGAGAGAUUAUACUUGGACGGGUUCAUUUCCUACCCGCGAACGGAAUCGUCGGCGUAUCCGCCCGGGUUUGAUUUCAAAAGCAUCGUCGCCUCCCAAACGAGCAACGACGAGUGGGGCGACGUCGCUAAAAAGAUUUUAAGUUUUUCUUCGAUUCGAAAACCGUCCGGUGGACAAGACGCCGGCGAUCACCCGCCGAUUACGCCCGCGGGAAGAUUCGGGAAUCGAAAUUCCAUGAACGGCGAAAUGUUUCGCGUGUAUGAGCUCAUAUCUAGACACUUUUUAGCGACGUUACUUCCGGAUCUAGUAUUGGAAAACAUAGAGAGCGAAAUUGUGAUUGCCGAAAGCGAACGGUGGAAAGCGAAAGGGGUGAAAAUUCUCGAUUUCGGUUGGACCGAGGCGUUGCCGAGACGAGCGCCGAAACUUAAAAUAAUCCCAGACGCGUAUCAAUUGUCCGAUAACGAGAGUAAAAAUAAUAAAAGCAGAGACGUGGACGUGAUUUCAGUCACAAUUGAGCGAGGCGAAACGCAACCGCCGAAUUAUCUCACGGAAUCUGAACUCAUAGGCACGAUGGAGAAAAACGGCAUCGGCACCGACGCUUCCAUUCCAACGCACAUCAACACCGUCGAGGCGCGUAAAUAUUGCGAAAUCGUCCCAAGAGACGGACGAAGAGUCAUACCAACUGAUUUAGGAAUCACUUUAUGUCGAGCGUAUGCGUCCAUCGACGAAGAGCUCGCGUUGCCGACCGUUCGCGCGCACAUUGAAAAACAACUCGAUUUAAUCGCCGAAGGUAAAGCGGAUAAAAACGCCGUCGUUUCGCAGGCGUUGAUGCAAAUCAAAGCUAAGUUCAUACAUUUCGAGAAGAACAUCGCCAUCGUUGACAACUUAUUCGAAGCCUCGUUCGCGUCUCCGAAAGAGCUUCAAUCUACCCCACACACCGUGUGCGGUCGAUGUCGAAGGUACCUGAAACUUCAAGCGUCCGGGAGACGCCACGGACGGAAAACGUUUAGAUUGUUUUGCGAAACCGAGGCGGAAACGUUUGAGUGUCCACGAAACGCGAGCUCGAUUAAACCGUGGUCGGGAAGAUUUUGCGAGAUUUGCGAUUUCGAGUUAUCCAUAUACGAAACAUCCGACGGCGAACGCGCGUAUCCGUUCUGUCCGUUUUGCUAUAACCAUCCGCCAGAUUUUGGGACUUCUUCGAGUAAAAGCGGCGGGUGUCCACAUUCCGUUUUACACCCGAUCGUGAGCGAACGCGCGAUUGCUCCUUGUCCAAAUUGUGAAAAAGAAACCGCGAAGGAUCCGUAUUACUUGGCAAACGCGACUUUGGGUGCCGCGGGAUCGUCCUCGACGGCAGCCUCCGUGGUUUCUUUACCGCAACUCUUGCUCGACCCGAUUUUACGCAAAGGCGGACGAUGGCGCUUAAACUGUACCAAAUGCGACUUAAUCGUUGGCUUACCCAAAGGUUUAAAAAAAGUUGAGGUUUCCGACGAGCACGAGUGUUCCGCGUGCGACGCGAAGUGUUUGAUCAUGACAAAAAUCUACGGCGAGCGAGACGAGACGGAGGAGUUUGAGAAAAUUGCUUGUUGUUUCUGCGAAGACGACAUUCGAGAAACGUCGACUGUUCAAUUCGCGAGUUCUCUCUCUCUCGGAGGUGGAGGUGGUGGUAGAGGAGGCAGAGGAGGCGGAAGAAGAUAG